This is a messenger RNA of Euleptes europaea (tarantolino), 1516 nucleotides long. It is a transcript of the gene NAP1L4, whose product is annotated as nucleosome assembly protein 1 like 4. The transcript is spliced from 15 exons. The record is from RefSeq and is a predicted model, not a curated record. Gene Ontology annotation, cellular component: chromatin; nucleus. NCBI's taxonomy places the organism in Eukaryota, Metazoa, Chordata, Lepidosauria, Squamata, Sphaerodactylidae. Gene Ontology annotation, biological process: nucleosome assembly. The coding region runs from base 24 to 1154 and encodes 376 amino acids. Gene Ontology annotation, molecular function: chromatin binding; histone binding.
CAGGUGGAUAACCAGUCUUUCAGAUGGCAGAUAACAGUAAAGCAGAAGAUGCUGCCUCAGAUUCUGUGGAAGCUGCUAAAGGUACAGGAGACAAAAAAGAAAAACUAGCAGACCAGGUGAUGCAGAAUCCACAAGUCUUGGCAGCUUUGCAGGAACGACUUGACAAUGCACCUCACACUCCUUCCAGCUACAUUGAAACCUUACCAAAAGCAGUAAAACGAAGAAUUGAUGCCUUGAAACAGCUACAGGUGAAAUGUGCCCACAUAGAAGCUAAAUUUUAUGAAGAAGUGCAUGAUUUAGAGAGAAAAUACGCAGCCCUUUACCAGCCUCUCUUUGAUAAGAGAAGGGAUUUUAUCAUCGGUGCUACUGAACCUACAGAUGCAGAGGCAGAAUGGCACAGUGAAAAUGAAGAAGAGGAGAAACUAGCUGGAGACCUGAAAAAUAAAGUAGUAAUAGAAGAAAAAGAAGCAGGUGCAGCAGAAGAGACAAAUCCCAAAGGAAUCCCAGAUUUUUGGUUCACAAUAUUUAGAAAUGUAGAUAUGCUGAGUGAAUUAGUACAGGAAUAUGAUGAGCCAAUUUUGAAGCAUCUGCAGGAUAUUAAAGUGAAAUUUUCUGAGCCAGGGCAGCCUAUGUCUUUCACAUUAGAAUUCUACUUUGAGCCUAAUGACUACUUCACUAAUACACUCCUGACAAAAACCUACAAGAUGAAAUCAGAACCAGACAAGACGGAUCCUUUUUCAUUUGAAGGCCCUGAAAUUGUUGACUGUGAGGGAUGUACUAUUGACUGGAAAAAAGGAAAAAAUGUUACUGUUAAAACAAUAAAGAAGAAACAGAAACAUAAGGGGCGAGGCACUGUCAGGACAAUUACAAAACAAGUACCCAAUGAUUCAUUCUUCAACUUCUUCAGUCCAAUAAAAGUUUCAGGAGAUGGAGAAUCACUGGAUGAAGAUUCAGAAUGUACUUUAGCUAUAGACUUUGAAGUUGGGCACUUCUUCCGUGAAAGAAUAGUGCCUCGUGCUGUACUCUAUUUCACCGGAGAAGCUAUAGAAGAUGAUGAUAACUUUGAAGAAGGAGAGGAAGGCGAAGAAGAGGAAUUAGAAGGUGAAGAAGAAGGAGAGGAGGAGGAAGAUGCGGAAAGUGAGCCCAAGGUGUAAUUUAAGUCUGUUUAUCAUUCAUUCAUUUCUAGAAAGAUGCCAGCCAGCCUGCUGAGUGCAAACAACAAUAAGGAAAUACCACUCCAGAGUGAUAUUUGAACAACCUGUAACAAAUAUUUGGAUACCUGGCCUGCAGUUCAGGAUAUUCCAUUGCUGCAGCACAAUCUUAUUAACAAUGCUUAAAAUUAAAUUGUUUUCAAAUGCAUGAUUUUCACUAACUUUUUUUCCCUUAUUUUUGCUUAACUUGUACAGUGGCAACUUAAUGCAUUUGAGAAAUAUGAGGUUUAAUUAAAGCGCACUCUACAGCCUUUGGUACACUGUAGCUUAAUUGUCUCAAUAGGCUUUCCAAAAUUAAAAAACAA